UAUUUUUAACCGUAUGAGUCUGCAAGUGUAUGAGUGUUCUGCUGUUCUUGGCACAGUUUCUGUUCAUCUCUUGUGGAACAAAAGUAUAUAUUGGUUUAGUUCUCUGUUUUAAAUUCGUCUUUUUUUUAAUUUAAUAUAAUUAUUAGAUCCCCAGUUGUCCAGAAUUAAUUGUGUUUUACUUUUAAAAAUAUAAUUACAAUAAUUUAAAAAUUUAGAGAGCACUAUUUAUCUGAGGAUCGAUUUAUACAUUUUUUACGUAUUUGCUUAGAAUGUUGAAGGUAAAAUCAUUCCUUGGAUUAUGGUCCUUAAAAACAGGCACAUUGUUUAGCGGCAUAUGCAGCAUAGCAUUAGCAAUUUUAACAAUUAUUGUUCUCUUCACUGUGAAUGCCGACUGGAAAACUAUAAUUAUUAAUGUAGACAAAAAUAUAGCUCGUAUUAUUUUCACUAUAUUUCUGUGCAUGACAAUAUUGUAUUCAACACUUUUAAUUAUUGGUACACUAAAGCGAAAGACUUUAUUUAUGCUUCCCUGGGUUACACUAACCAUGGUCGCUAUUCCUGGAAUAUUUAUCAGUGUUUUAUAUACAUCAAUUAUGUUUUUUCUUCAAAAACACAUAAUAGAAGGAGUGAUUUGUCUAAUACUCGGCCUGGUUUUUAAUGUUAUGUGUGCUUAUGGAUGGCUUGUAGUGAACAGCUUUUACAAUCAACUGAAAAUUGAAAAAUCAAGUACUAAAGUGGGACCUUAUGGAAAACCUUACAAUUAUCAGCGACCUUAAGUAUAUUUAUACAUAUACUGAAAAAUACCAUAAAUGCCAUCAUCAUCAUCAUCAUCAUCAUCAUCAUCAUCAUCAUCAUCAUCAUCAUCAUCACCGUUGAGCUGUUUAUUAGACUGUGUGUACCUUUUUUAAAAAAAAAAUCAUUAAUAAAACAAUUUAAUCACGCCCUUUAUUAAAAUGAGCCUACCACAGCUCCAUUUGCGAAAUGGAGAACAACAUUAUUUAUUACUGUCAAAUUAUUUUUUUAUACUAAGAAUAUUUUGAGACAAAUAUAUUUAUCUAUAUCUGCA
Messenger RNA from Leptopilina heterotoma, 1063 nucleotides. RefSeq lists its product as uncharacterized. The record is from RefSeq and is a predicted model, not a curated record. Lineage: Eukaryota; Metazoa; Arthropoda; Insecta; Hymenoptera; Figitidae. Bases 270 to 773 code for a protein of 167 amino acids. The transcript has 6 exons.